This is a messenger RNA of Microdochium trichocladiopsis, 627 nucleotides long. RefSeq lists its product as uncharacterized. NCBI's taxonomy places the organism in Eukaryota, Fungi, Ascomycota, Sordariomycetes, Xylariales, Microdochiaceae. The record is from RefSeq and is a predicted model, not a curated record. The transcript has a single exon. Bases 1 to 627 code for a protein of 208 amino acids.
AUGGAGAGUCUGGUAAUGCUCAACCCUGAAGUGCUCUGCCCUGUGAGACCAGCCUGGUCCUUGGCAAAGGCUUGUGGUCUGUGGCUUUCCAGCUGCAGCGUCACCGAGUCUCUGCUGCUGCCCAGCAACACCACGAUCCGCCACGGCAUGGGCUGCAGCAAGGAACAGCGCGCCUCCAGCUGUGCACCCCUGCAGCUCGGUUGCCGGCAGCACGACUCAAGCCUGGCUCGUCUGGGGCAGCCCCCUGCUAGGCCCAGAUCCCAGAGCCACCCAGCCAGGCAGGGCCUUGUUCCUCCAGCUUCCAAGAACAAUGACGACAUCCUCCCAUCACCUCUGCGGCCGCUUGGCCAGCUCCACGGCCAUGGAUCCUCGUCGUUGUCGAGGGAGGCCAGGCACAGCUUCUCCAGCCAGCCGAUCUUCGACAAUGCCUGCCGCCCUUUGAUAUCUCCCCAUCAAAAUGCUCGUCCGCGUGGUUGGUCCUUUGAAGAUUUCCAGCAGCCAGUGAUCGCCUCCUCCAGUGCUCCGCAAACCCACAGAACCCACCCGCAGACGGAUCCCACACGCAACCGACAUCAACCAUCCACUGUCGAUGCGGCAUCUGCAAACACCGGGCCAAAGCAGAUUUGA